Messenger RNA from Mustela lutreola (European mink), 9910 nucleotides. It is a transcript of the gene AKAP11, whose product is annotated as A-kinase anchoring protein 11. The transcript has 13 exons. Gene Ontology annotation, cellular component: cytoplasm. Bases 284 to 6064 code for a protein of 1926 amino acids. Gene Ontology annotation, molecular function: protein kinase A binding. Gene Ontology annotation, biological process: intracellular protein localization. NCBI's taxonomy places the organism in Eukaryota, Metazoa, Chordata, Mammalia, Carnivora, Mustelidae. The record is from RefSeq and is a predicted model, not a curated record.
GGGAGGGGAGGGGGGGGAGGGCCGGGGGCCGGUGCGGGAGGGGGCGCCCGCCUGCUCAGCGGCUCGCGCGACUGGUCGUUGCGGGCCGGUGAUAUGCCUGUGAGCUGCGGAGCCUGCGGCCCCCAGGAAUUCACAAAAGGAAGGAAGCAUGCAAACAAUGGCACCAAAGGAGUAAAGGACAAACCACUCUGGGACCAUAAAGGAUGUGGCUACUGUUUGGGCAAAGAGGGAUAGAUGAGAUGUACCAGGUCUUCCUCAAGAAGGGAAGUCCUUGAACUGAUCUAUGAAGAGUAUUUUAUGGAUUAAUUCUUCAUUGAUUACAUACAACAGCAAUAUAGUUAUGGCGACCUUCCAGACUUUGAGAAACAGUCACAUGAAGACUAGAACAUCUGUCAGAAGAAGCUUCAGUGAAGAUGUGUUCCAGUCUGUCAAGUCUUUAUUACAGAGUGAGAAGGAACUAUGCAGUAUAUCAGCAGAGGAUUGCUUAAAGCAGGAUGAACAUGCCAAUUUGACUGAGGUCACAUUUCUAGGUUUUAAUGAAGAAACAGAUGCUGCUCAUAUUCAGGAUUUAGCUGCAGUUUCUUUGGAACUUCCAGAUCUUCUGAAUUCACUGCACUUCUGCAGUCUAAAUGAAAAUGAAAUUAUUUGUAUGAAGGAUAUAAGUAAAUCAUCAGAUACAAACAGUGGUCCUCUAAGUCAGAGUCAGCAUUCUGGAAUGCUCUGUGUCAUGAGAGUGUCACCUACGUUGCCAAGACUCAGAAUUGAUUUCAUCUUUAGUCUCCUAAGUAAAUAUGCUACUGGUAUAAGAUAUACCUUGGACACGUACUUGCAUCAGAAGCGCCAACUUGAGACUGCUAAGGAAGAUGAUGAUGACACCAAUCAGUCCGUGUCUUCCAUAGAGGAUGACUUUGUCACUGCUUUUGAGCACUUAGAGGAAGAAGAGACCUCAAAGCCAUGCAAUGAUGGAAUAAAUAUUACCGCACUAAAGAGCCAGUGUGAUGCUGCUUCUCAGACUUCUUCUGGUCACCAGGUAGAAACCCAUGAUUUAAGGAUUCUCGUCAGCUCUGGGAGGCAGAAGUCAUUGGCUAAACCUUCAACUUCCUUAAUAAAUAUUCUGGGACAUAAAGAACUACCUUCUGUGAAAACUUCAGUGACUACAUUAAUUACUGAGCCGUGGAUCCAAAAGAGUUUCUAUAGGUCAUGUAAUGCUUCAGAUAAAGGUGGUAAUGCACAGAAAACGUUUUUGUCUUCUUCGCCUGCCUACUCUUCUGAAUCUGAAUGCUCCAGUCCAAGUCCUGUUAUUUUCUUGGAUGAAGAGGGUUAUCAGAAAAGUUUAAAAGCAAAACUUGAGUUACCUAAAAUUCCUGUGAUGAAAGAUGAUAUAGAGGAUUCGGACUCAGAAGUGAGUGAAUUUUUUGAUAGUUUUGAUCAGUUUGAUGAACUUGAGCCAACUUUAGAGACGUCCUGUCCUUUUCCAAAAGAUCCUGUCCUAGGAAAGACAUCACAAAAGAAAGGACACAAACAUGAAAAAUCUUGCUCUGUAACCACUGCAAUGAAUCCUCAAAAAUUCAAGUUUGAUCGUCCAGUCCUCCCGGCUAAUGUUAGGAAGCCAACUCCUCGUAAGCCAGAAUCCCCUUACAGCAACCUGUGUGAUGCUCCAGAUUCACCACGCCCAGUGAAGGCAUCAGGGGAGGACAGCGGCUUGUUUAGCCCUGUUCGAUCCUCUGCCUUUAGUCCUCUUGGAGGCUGUCCUCCUGCUGAGUGUUUUUGCCAAACAGAUAUCAGUGGAGCUCGGCUUCAUGAGAGUCAUGAUUCUCUUUAUUACACCUAUGAGGAUUAUGCCCAUAGCAUUUCAUGUGAGGUGCUCAGCUCUGUUCUUCAUACCCAGCACCCUGACAUAACCCCAGACACGAAGAGUAUUAAAAAAGGAGAAAAUAAAACCAUAGCUCUGAAGAGCGAAAGCCUUGAGCCAAAAAGUAAAUCUAACAAUAAAUCCUUGAUGAUUAAAGAUAGCAUUCAGAAAUUUGCAUCUGAUCUUGUGGAAAAAAGUUUGGGCAGUGCAUUUAAAGACUUACAGAAGGGAGUCUCUUCAUGUACCAACGCGUUGUGUCAUUUAGCCAUCAAAUUGACGUCCUCCAUUUUUCAGGUGGCAUUUAAUGAACUGAGAAGGCAGUGUGCGUUUUCACUGAGAGAACGUGCCAUCAGCGGGCUGGCUAAUUUUUUGGUGAGUGAAGCUUUAGCAAGUGCUUUACAGGAUUUACAAUACGUAAAAAAGCAGAUAUUCACUAACACGGUUGCUAGGUUUGCUGCAGAUCUUGCCGAAGAGCUUGUUUUUGAAGGCAUCAUGGAAGUGUGUCAGUUUUCCUAUCCUCCAACACCCGCAUCUCCACAGUGGUGGUCGUCAGACUGUGAGGACAGAGUAGUGAAGUCCUAUGCAAAAGACUUAUCUGAGUCUGUUAUACAGGAAGCAUUUAUUGAGCUUUCGCAAGUUGAUGUGACCUUCACGACCAAGGCAGCAGUUAGUGUUUCUACAGAUAACAUAAAGUGUGUGAGCACAGAAAAUUUAAUGCCAUCGACACAGACUUCCAUGUUUUCCCCUGCUUGGAACAAUCAGACCGUAACAGUGACAAGACCCAUGCAGGACUAUAAAAAGGAGUACACAGUACAGCAGGCCUUGUUUUGUACAUCUGGAGUUGUUACUUCCAUACCAGUGCCCUUGGCAGGAAGUGCCCUUCUCCCAUACCAGAUUUCAUCUAACAUAUAUCAGGCGAAGUCUCUUCGGUCAUCUGAUGAUAGUAAUUUGAAUGGCGAUUUUACCCAGACACAUGUCACCACAAAAAGCAAAGAAGAGGAAGUAGCAUGUCUCAGAAAUAUUUGUUUACCCUCAGACUACAAUCCAGGUAACCAGAAAGAAUUUAAACCAACUAAUGAUGAUAUCGAAAUACAGAGCUCUUCAAAAUUAACAAGUGAUCCUGUGAUUAUUAGCAACUUUUCCACCUCAGUGGUGCACACGAUUGUAAAUGAAACAUUAGAGUCAAUGACAUCCUUCAAAGAUACAAAAACCAUUGAUGAACACACAGAUUGUGUAACUAUAGCAGUAAAGGGAAAACCCCUUCCCUUCCACUCUGAUCAAGGAACACUGCAACAGAGCGAAGCUAGCAAUGAGGACUUGUUUGCCGAUCAUUUAUCUAAAACUAUUAUUAAACAUUCCAUAGAUAAAAGCCAAUCAACCAUCCCAAGUGUAGAUAAAAAUGCCGGACCCAAAGAAAGCUUGUUUGUUUCCAGAGAAGAGUCACAGUUGACCUUGGAAAAGUUCCCCAAAUUUCUUGAUGCUCAAGAUCACUUAACCCACUGUUCACUUUCAGCAGGAAAGGAUUGUGCUCCCAAAUGUAAAUGUUCUUCGGCUCAUGGCUCUUCUGUAGAGACAUUCCCACCAUGUCCAACAACUGCUGGUCAAAAACCCAAUCUGAAGGAAGCUGCUAAAGACAAACCUGUGACAAAGCAUAAUGUGAAUAAUACAGCACUUGAGCACUUGUCUUUUGGGCAAGAGCACCCUUUUCCUCAUUCACAUACUUUCUCGUCCACAGUGCUUCCAUGUGUAGAUGGUUUGCAUGUGGAAGACAAACAGAAAAUUAGAGACGGAAAUGUAAUACCUGAUACUCCUCCCUCCACUCCUCUCGUACCAUCCCGGGCUGGUUCUGAAUGGGAUAUCAAGAAGUUAACCAAAAAACUCAAGGGGGAAUUAGCAAAAGAAUUUGCACCUGCUACACCUCCCUCUACACCACACAACUCAUCUGUGGGCAGUUUGUCUGAAAAUGAACAAAAUACCAUAGAAAAAGAAGAGUUCAUGUUGAAACUCAUGCGAUCUCUUUCAGAAGAAGUUGAAAGUAGUGAAGAUGAAGGGCAUCCGGAAGUGGAUGUGAAGCCUGAGCACUCAGGGAAGAAAGUUCAGUUUGCAGAAUUGUUAGCUACCCACAUUGUCUCUCUUGCCACGGAAAUGGCGGCUUCCCACCUGGAUAAUAAAGUCAUUCAAGAACCCAGGGUGAAAAGCCCUUGCUUAAAUGCACAAAGUCGAAGCAGCGUGUCACCUACCGUUUUCAAUCGCUCGGAGGAAAAUUUACAAACAUUACACAAUUUUGCGGGUGAUCUGGCAGCGGAAGUCAUUACGGAAGCUGAGAAGAUAGCAAAAGUUAGAAGUUGUGUGCUUUUCAGGCAAAGAAAGAAUAGUUGUUACAUUGACGGUGGCCGAGAUGAUCGAUCAGAAGAGAAGCUGGAUAGAGAGGCUGUAGCCCACUCAAGAGAAGUGGAACCAUUCAUUCUUUCGUUACCACCAGGCUCCUGUAUGUCCGGUCUGACCUACAAGUAUCCCAGCUGUGAAAGCGUGACAGAUGAGUAUGCAGGUCACAUUAUCCAAGUGCUGAAACAGGAAGGCGGCAAUAGUGAGUUGUUAAUGGACCAGUAUGCCAACAGACUUGCUUAUCGGUCUGUUAAGUCAGGAUUGCAAGAAGCCGCUAAGACAGCCAAAAUGAAGUGCAGCUCAAGAAUGUUCCCCAUGCAGAGCUCACAGGUGAAGACCAAGAACGAACUGUUCAUAUUCUUGAAUAAAGAACACCACCGAGAAGCAGAUAAAGAACGGCCAAGUAAAAGAAACGGAGGUUACCUUUGUAAAAAUCAAACUGGUGAGUGGACGCAGGACACACAUAAAAAUGAGUGCUCUGAACUGUAUAGUUUUUCAGCUUCUCUUGCUCACAGCAUAACAAGAGAUGUUACAAAAGAGCUGACAGCGUCUGCAGGUGGCUUGCCAAAAUCCUUAACAGAUUCUUGCCUUUAUGAAAAGUCUGGACGUGAUGAAGACCCCGAGUCUCACAUCGAGCCAGAAUUUCUUCAGUCUCUUCAGCCUUCCUCACAAAGUCACAGAUUUUACCACAGUACGGGCAGCUUAAGUGGGUCUGGUUAUGGAGAGAAUGUUGUUCAAGCUAUAGAGCAGUAUGCCAAGAAGGUAGUGGAUGACACUUUAGGGCUCAGUUUAGGAUCCACAGUUUUCCAUGGGUCUGAGUCCACAAAAGCAGCCGAUAGGGUCACUUAUGCAGAAAAGUUGUUACCUCUUACAGACCAAGCUUGCAGAUACUGUGACCGUAAAGAACUACACGAUUGCACUGGAAAUUCAUCUCUGCACACUUCCAGACAGGAUUCACUUGCUCGUAGUAAGCCAGUUUCUAAUUCAAAACUUAGCAACAUCUGUCAGGAAUCUAGAAUUUUCCAUCUUGAUGUCCCACAAAUUCAUGUUGGUCUCGAUAAGAAGACAGUGCUUGCUGAAAAGAUCGUUGCGGAAGCUAUUGAGAAAGCAGAGAGAGAGCUGAGCAAUACCAGCUUGACGGCUGAUAGCGGAAUUGGACAAGAUGGCGUUAGCUUUGCUGAGAGCCUUACCACAGAAAUAAUGACGUCAGCAAUGACGAAUGUUGGAUGUGCAGUCAGCAGUCCAAAAGAAAUAGAGUUUCAGUCAACUGAGUCUUUUGGCAGCCAGCAGAUGAAUCUCAGUAUUGGUGAAGAUAGCACUGGCAGCUGGUCCAAUUUAAGUUUCGAAGAUGAGCAUCAGGAUGAAAGUAGCAGUUUUCAUCACCUAAGUGAAAGUAAUGGUAACAGCAGUAGCUGGAGCAGUCUUGGUUUAGAAGGAGAUUUGUAUGAGGACAAUUUAUCCUUUCCAACAUCAGACAGUGAUGGGCCAGAUGAUAAAGACGAAGAUCAUGAGGAUGAUGGAGAAGGUUUGGGGCAAGACAGAAAGAUCCUGCUCAUUACAAAUACCGACAUGGAGCCGUGUGCAGUAGACCCCCAGCUGAGGGUUAUUCUUCAGUGGCUCGUUGCUUCUGAGGCCGAAGUGGCAGAACUUUACCUUCAUGACUCUGCAAAGAAGGAAUUCAUACAACUCUCCCGACGAUUACAAGAGAAGGGAUGGAAGGUGGGGGACGUCCUGCAGGCCGUGUUGCGGUACUACGAAGUGCGGGAGAAGCCUGGCGCCCAGGAGAGCUGCCAGUCCCUGUUUGACUGGCUCUUGGAAAACGCGUAGUACAGCCCUGCAGCUGGUACAGUCUACCUUCUGGGGAGAGGAAGAAGCAGUGACAGAUGCAGAGGGUAAACUUUGAAUAUGAACACUGAUAGUGAACUGGGAGGGAAAUAGAGCUUUUUCUGCACACUCAGCCAUCCCACGUUGUAUAUAGUUCAUACUUUUGUAAUCUUUGUCAGAUAUUACCUUCAUCACUAUUCUCUACACCUGUGUAGUGUGUUAAGACCCUAAGAACAUUGAUUUGAAUGAAGGAAGGUGUGACCCUGAGGUUUUCAGGAACAUUGACUGACAGCAUUCUUUUUUGUAUCCAAAUCGUGCUGCUACAGCCCACACUGAGGUGGCUGAGGGGAGGCUCCAAGGCCAGACUUCUCAUUCUGCUCCUUUGCAAAACAUGCUAUUCUGUUGAGAACUAACCUGACAAAAGAGCUUUGAGGUCAAUGGGUCCCCCCCCGCCAUAAAAUUUCUCUCUUAUAUUUAGAAGUCAAUUUUAUUUUCAUAGCUCAGCUAUCAGUAGCUUUUUGAAUCCCCCAAAAUAUUUAAUUUCCUAGAAACAUACUAGUAUUUUAGGUUUGUAUAAAUACCAUCAAUGAUAGUUUCCCCAGCCUUUCAGCAAAUGACAUUAUUUGCUAAUGUUACCAAUCCAUCUGGCAUGAAAUUUGUGUGUGUGUAUGUGUGUGUAAGGGAGUACUUUAACCUUGCCUAGUGGGUUUUUGUGCCCUUUUUUAUUUUACUGUUUUCUUGGUUAGAAACCCACUGUUGACGUCUAAAAGGUGCUUUAAAAUAAAAUGUCUAUAAAGAUUGUGCAGUAAGAAUUUUUAUUUCUUUUUUUGACUAUUUUGGGUCCCUAAUUUAUCCUAUAAAUGAAAAAAAGAAAAGGUGCAAAACUUUAAAUUUUAAAAAUUAAUAUUAAUACGGAAAUACAUUUAAAGAAGCCCAGUAAUGAUUUUCAUCGUCAGAUUUUUGAAGGAAAAAAAACACACACACAAAACUCUCUGCUUAACAAGGAUAAGUUUUUUCUAGAAAACCGGGAUUCCCGGCUCUCCUUUUCCCCCCAAUAAAAUGGUAUCUGCUCUAUUUUGUAAAGUCGCCUGACAUGAGUUUUUUGGGCUCCAUGUUUUCUACUGCUUUGUCUUUAGAAACCACAAGUUGACUUGAAUAGAGGACCAGACUCUGUCUUGGUUUUUCAUGUGAGGGUAUGUCCGUGUAAAUUUUUGGUUCUCCAUUAGCAUAAAUCUAGAGUAAAGUCACUUUUUGUUGGGGACUUUGGUUUUGCUCCAUUACAUUUUCUUUUUUCCUGAGCACUGACUGUUCUGGAAGCUGCACAAAGUGUAGAAUACCUAGCAUCCAGCUAGGGGCAAGGAAUAAGCUCUUACAUUAAUUUGAAUUAAUCAUUAUGGUAGAGAAAUGUAUUUUAUAAAGAGAGAGUAAAAUUUGCCUUUUAGGAAAAAUGCCAAAAGUACAUAAAUAGUUUAAGGUUUUAGCAUAAACUUUGGUUUUUCUCAAUUUAAAAUAAAGAAAUAGAGCAAGCCUUAAACAUAAAUUUUCCCAAAGUUUCUUCAAGUAUUUUUUAAGGUGGAAAAAUGCAGGAGAUCAAUAGAUAUAUUGAUAUAUAAUUCACUAAAUAUAGCCAGAAUGGUUUCUGUCUUUAGCUUCUCAGAACUUGAGAUGCAGCAGCACUGGACUGGGUUUGUACACGCUAGGAACUGGGUUUUUGAUUAGAACAUGGAUUAUUAAGUUUAGAUUAAAUUUUCACAAGUAUAUAACUAUCAAGUUGUGUUUAGUAACUUCGAUACAUGUAUGGAUUUGAUUAACAACAAAUUGAGUUCUGAAUUUCUUUUAAACUAAAGUGAAAAUAUAUUCAUUUUGUAAAACUUUCUGUGCUUGAAAAUGUUUUGUUUCUAUCUCUUAUGGUAAUAAUCAUUUUGAAGUAAGAUUUUCCUCCUAUCCUUGUUUUCUCUGCAUUUACCUGGAGCUGUGCGGGACUCAGAGUUCCUUUAUGUAGCCACAAUGUAAUGACAGACCAGUAUUUAGGUGUUAGCAUGUGUGUGAGAAUUCUAAUGGAACUCUACCCUUGUAUCAGUUUAGGGGCGUAGAGGAAAAUAUUAAGUAUUGGCACAUGUGAAAAGAAGCGGGAGUAAAGCUCCUUAUAUGGAGAGAAGUAUCUUAAUCAAGGACAGUUUAAACAUACUUUCUUCAGAGGCACUUUGUGAUUAUUCCAAAGACAUCUUAUGUCUGUUUGGUUGCUUGGUUUGUUGAGAGGACCACCCUCCCCCACCCCCGUCUCAUUUUAUUACAAAUCUCCUUGACAUAUUUAUAUUAUAACAUUGUAAUCUUGCCGUUCUGUGCAUUUUGGCCCUUAUGAAAUUACCAUAUUGUGAUGUGUUAUGCAUUGAGUUGAAUUCUCUGUUUACCAAUUUCAGAACCUUUGAAGUAUUUGGGAAAGAAAGUGAAUGAGGCCUCUGAUAAGGGUUUUUUUUUUUUUUUUUUUUAGAACAUUAUUUUCGACUGAAAUGUAGCAAUUCUUUCAUAUUCUUCUUUUCCCAAGCCAAGUUUAAAUACAUUUAUAUUUUGGAGAUUAUUAAUGUUGAUUUUGAAAGUAUUUCCUGAUUUAUACAAAAUGAAUGAUUCAUUUAUAAAUCACAGAUGAAAAUUAAAAUCUCUAUUGGGAUGGUUGAUAGAAUUUAAUGGAGUAAUAAAACCUUUAAGAGUAUUCACUCAGUGAAUACGUGUGAUAACAUCUUUAUACUUUGAAAAAUGUUCCACUUACCCUUUCAGAUAUUUGAUGUGAGUUAAUUCAAUUCAUAAUACUUCCAUUUUGCUUAAAUAAGGGUUUUGUGUUGCUGGUAGGAGACUUUAAUUACCUAUUAAAUGUACCAUGUAUAAAGUGAAAGAUCAUUUAUCCACAUGGCUUUGACAUCAGUGCACAUUUCCUAAAUGCAAAUCUUAACCCUGACUCAUCAUUGGAGUCCAGACUCAAGAUGUCUUCUUAGUUAAUUAUUUAGCUAAUAAUAUUCUUUCAUGGUUAACUAUCAAUUUCCCAUCAGUAUGUUGCUUUAAAUUCUGUAUUUCUCAAAAGAAACUUUCCACAGUUUAAAAAAUAUACGCAUCCCCACUCAGGGUAUAGGAAAAAUACAUUUCCAUUUAAAACCCUGCCCAUCUGUCACCAGCAUAAGACAGUUAGAGCUUCAGUGGGAAUUCUGUGAUUAUACUAAAGUGGAAUGCAUUUUUUUCCCAUUUUUAGCAAAAGACCCGACUUGCAUUUACUCACUUACUGUAUCUCUGCUCUGAAGAUGCAGGUGCAGUGUUGGUCACUCUUGUCACUUUAUUUAUUUAUUAUUAUUAUUAUUUUUUUUUACCAUCCAUGUACAUUCCUUUCACAUGGUAGAACUAUAGCUCUAGAAGUUCAUUGUUUUGUUUUUGUUGUAAUGUCUGAAUACUAUUUAAUACCAGGUUUUAAUAUUACUGGAUUUGCUAACUUUGGUUACUUGUGCAGUGUUUAAAGUAAUUUCACAUUCUUGUUUAAUAUAUAUAUAUAUAUAUAUAUAUAUAUAUAUAGCCAAAGCAGCUUUGAGUAAUUGCAGCUGUUUAUUUGUGCAGAAUUACUACAUUAUGAUAUUGUAUAACAGUAACUUUUUUUGGCUUUUCUGUCCUUUGAUAUGUUCAUUUACCAAAAUACAAACUCCAGGAUGCACUAUACUUUUGUUUUUGCAGUGGCUCAAAAUAAACAUUUCAGAAAUUACCUUUGUAAUCAUUUGCAAUUAAUUGUUCUUUUAUCUUUUAUGAGUUGUUUGUCUGUGAUCUUUCCUCUCCCAAACUAAGAAUUCUCCAAUAAACGUAAGAGAUGCCUGG